Messenger RNA from Drosophila ananassae, 612 nucleotides. RefSeq lists its product as uncharacterized. Lineage: Eukaryota; Metazoa; Arthropoda; Insecta; Diptera; Drosophilidae. The transcript is spliced from 2 exons. The coding region runs from base 93 to 392 and encodes 99 amino acids. The record is from RefSeq and is a predicted model, not a curated record.
AAGGUUAAACUUUGGUUCAAAAAACACAGUCGAUCGACCACACUCUUCAGUAGCUGAAGCUCCACGUUUCAAAUCCUAAAACAACCUCUAAAAUGUUCCGCUUUAUCGCCGUGUUCUGCGCCCUCUUCUCGGUGGUCUUGGCUGCUCCCAGCUAUAUUGCACCGCAUUACGGUGUGGUGCCUGUUGCCCAUGUAGCUCCAGUGGUUUCCGUGGUAAAACACGUUCCGGUGGUAAAGAGUGUCCCAGUGGUCCAGCACGUUCCCGUGGUGAAAAAUGUCCCUGUCAUUAAAAAUGUUUCCGUGGUAAAGCAUGUUCCUGUGGUUCACAAUGUGCCUGUUGUCAAGUCCUACGCGGUUCCAGCUUACGGACAUGACAUUUACAGUGGAUUUUAAAAGAGACUAUCGAACAACCUAAUCAAAGCCUAGAUCUGAAUCGAAUAAAUGAUAAAUAAAAAAUUAUAUUUCUUUUAACAUUAUACAAAAUAUUAUUUAAGGAUGACAUUGAUAGGUAUGGCGAUAUCUGCAAAUGUUUGAUGCGUUUUAUAAGCACAGAAUUCUUCUCGGAGAGUCGAUAGAUAAAUAUAUAUUUGUGUUGGAAUUGUUUAAUGUGGAA